AUGAAAUCUAAGCCAUUUGGAUAUGGUGGCAGUACUGAUGUAUUUCGUGCUCAUUGGACACGACAUACUGUUGAUGUAAAGCGUUUACGUACAGGUGCAAGUGCAAGUGCAAGUGAUGCAAAACAGUUAUCUCAAUUGAAAGGAGAAAUAAACAUUCAUGUUGGAUUACGACAUCCCUGUAUUAUUUCGUUAUAUGGAUACACAAGUAAUGGUGACGGCAAAGAAAUAGUCAUGGAAUAUGCAGAAAAUGGUUCAUUAAAUCAAAUUGGAGAAAUGCCGAAAACCACAACUCCUCAAUUGGGCACUUGA
This is a messenger RNA of Rotaria socialis, 309 nucleotides long. The record is from the annotation of a GenBank genome assembly. Lineage: Eukaryota; Metazoa; Rotifera; Eurotatoria; Philodinida; Philodinidae.